GUGUAAACAAUAACAUUACUCCAUGUGACUUCUACUUUUCUGAUAUCUUACAUCAAGAUAUAUGCUUUCUACAACUUAAGUUCGGUAACUUCUCAAAAGUUAGGUAACAAAAAUGCAUUGAACGAAACUACUUUGACUUACGAGACAGGACAAGAUCGUUAAUCCAUUAAGCUAAGGACAUGCAAGUAUUUAGUUGAUGACACGGUUCUUCACUUUUCGUACUUGUCAAAAGAGGGCAGAGCAGAACCCUUGCUUGGUUCUUUUCAUCAAUUGAGGUCCUAUGGGUGAUGCAGCAGAAGAGUUGCCAUUACUUGGAAGCUUUUCUUCUGCUUCAGCUGAUGAUGAACAAGAAGAGUCUCUAAAAAGAACUGGAACCAUAUGGACUGCAACAGCACAUGUUAUAACAGGAGUGAUAGGGGCAGGAGUACUGUCUCUUGCAUGGAGCAUUGCUCAACUAGGGUGGAUUGCAGGUCCUCUAUGCAUGAUAGUUUUUGCAGUCAUCACCCUUGUUUCAACAAACCUUCUUUGUGACUGCUAUAGAUUUCCUGAUCCUGAACAUGGCCCCACCAGAAACAGGUCCUACAUGGAAGCUGUGAAGUUGUAUUUGGGAGAGAGAAGCCAAAUAGUAUGUGGAAUAUUUGCAGAGGAAAGCUUAUAUGGGUGUGGAAUUGCCUAUACCAUUACUUCUGCUAGUAGCAUAAGUUCAGGUAAAACACAGACAUGGUUUUGUGGUUUGCUUCAAUAUCUGAGCUUGUAUGGGACUGGUAUUGCUUGUGUUAUUACUACUUCAACUAGCAUGAGAGCAAUUCAAAGAUCAAAUUGUUACCAUAGAGAAGGGCAUAAAGCUUCAUGUGAAUAUGGUGAUACCAUCUACAUGCUGCUAUUCGGAGCUAUUCAGAUAGUAAUGUCACAGAUACCAGAUUUUCAUAACAUGGGGUGGCUCUCUGUAAUUGCAGCAAUCAUGUCCUUUACCUACUCUUUUAUUGGAUUUGGACUUGGUGUUGCAAAAGUAAUAGAAAAUGGGAGGAUUAAGGGGAGCAUUACUGGAGUCUCAGCUGCCACUAAUGUCAAUAAGUUAUGGCUAGCCUUCGAAGCAUUAGGGGACAUUGCUUUUGCCUAUCCAUACUCGAUCAUUCUGCUUGAGAUACAGGAUACUUUGAAGUCACCUCCACCAGAGAACAAGACCAUGAAGAAGGCCUCGAUGAUUUCAAUAUUUAUCACAACUUUCUUUUACCUAUGUUGUGGAUGCUUUGGAUAUGCAGCCUUUGGCAAUGAUACACCUGGAAAUCUCUUGACAGGGUUUGGGUUCUUCGAGCCCUAUUGGCUCAUCGAUUUGGCAAAUGCUUGCGUUGUUCUUCAUUUGGUUGGAGGAUAUCAGAUAUAUAGUCAGCCUGUGUUUGCAUUUAUUGAAAGCUGGUUCAGUAGAAAAUUUCCAAGUAGUGGUUUUGUGAACAACUUCCACUCCUUCAAACUUCCAUUAUUUCCUCCUCUUCAUAUCAAUCUUUUCCGGCUAUGUUUCCGAACUGCAUAUGUUGUGUCAACCACUGCCAUUGCAAUGGUCUUCCCAUACUUCAACCAAGUUUUGGGAGUGCUAGGAGCCUUGAACUUUUGGCCUCUGGCUAUAUAUUUUCCCGUGGAAAUGUACUCCGUGCAGAAGAAAAUAGGUGCUUGGACAGGAAAAUGGAUUCUUCUUAGAACAUUUAGCUUUUUUUGCUUGCUUGUAACAAUAGUGGGCUUAAUUGGGUCAAUUGAGGGAAUUAUAAGUGCUAAACUUGGCUAAGAGCCUCUCUUGCUGUGUUAUUUCUGCCAAUUGACUACAGCGAUCAUAUAUCAUGUUGGAAGACGAGAUUAUUAUGCCUCA
This is a messenger RNA of Populus euphratica (Euphrates poplar), 1861 nucleotides long. Its product is annotated as probable amino acid permease 7. Lineage: Eukaryota; Viridiplantae; Streptophyta; Magnoliopsida; Malpighiales; Salicaceae. The transcript has 8 exons. Bases 281 to 1780 code for a protein of 499 amino acids. The record is from RefSeq and is a predicted model, not a curated record.